Rubroshorea leprosula is the source of this 969-nucleotide messenger RNA. Lineage: Eukaryota; Viridiplantae; Streptophyta; Magnoliopsida; Malvales; Dipterocarpaceae. The record is from the annotation of a GenBank genome assembly.
GCUUUGGCUUCCUUAGUGCCUUCGCUUCCGCUUCCUGCCUUCGCUUCAGCUCCCUUCACAGAAACUGAAACGAAGACAUUUCAAAGUGAAAUUGAUAAAGUCUUUUCUGGGUGCCUGCCUUCUUCUUUUCUAUGUAAUUUGAAUUUGAAUGAACGCGGUAAAAGCUGCACGUACUUUAAUUUUUUUUAUAUAUAGUCAAGAAUUGAAAGCGAGUCGAUUGUGAAAAGAGAGGAAGGAGAUCAUAUGAAGGUGAUGGAGAGCUACUUGAAUGAGAACUUUGGGGGAGUCAAGGCCAAGCAUUCCUCGCAUGAGGUUUUGCAAAAGUGGAGGGAGGUUUGCAGCGUUGUCAAGAACCCCAAGCGGAGGUUCCCAUUUACUGCCAAUCUCUCCAAGCGUUACGAGGCCGAUGCCAUGCGCAAAACCAAUCAGGUGGCGAAACACGGAGCUGAUGCCCUAAUUCUGGAUGAUACUUUCUCAUCAAUUGUUGCUGGAGUCAAAUGGGGAUGUUCAGCUUACAUAUAUAAUAUUCAGAAAUUUGCUGAGUUUCAGUUGAAAAACGUGCUCCCUCUGAUUGUUUACUUUUCUUCAGCUUGUUUGACAGGGAAUGCGCAACUUACAGCUGUUCUGCUAUUGAUACUGGGAGCACUUGCUAAAAAACCUAUGUCCAAACGAAUUCUGUCAUUCUUCAUCUUGAUGGGUCUAGUGUUCUUUCUAGAAAUCCAGGUCGUGGAAGGAAGGGGUUUGAAGGCUGUUUCAGAUGUUAAAGCGUCUCCAUCACUGACCUCAUUCAAGGAGAUGUUCUCUGCCGAAAAGAAAGUAGACCCGGUGCUCUAUACUCCACCGUCGGCGGCUCGUCCACCUCACCACUAGUAUUUCUAACCCUGCUAGGCUAAGUGGUUGGCGUGUUUUGGGCAUCUUGGAUCCUGGGUAUCAAUGUGUGGAGUUUUUAAACAAAGAAUUGCAUACUGG